UAGGAAAAUUCGCUGUUAAUUAGUCUCAUAAGAUUUGUUUAGGUUAUUAAGCUGGCCUGUAACUAUCUCAAUUUUUUUAUUCUCUCAAAUAUAAUUAAUAGCUUGUAAAUUGAAUACCUUAAUCAAAUGAGAAUGUCACAAGCAGAUAAAGAGCGAUUCGCUCGUGAAAAUCAUUCCGAGAUCGAACGCAGACGCAGAAACAAAAUGACAGCGUAUAUCACUGAACUCUCGGACAUGGUACCGAGUUGUAGCGCACUCGCACGAAAACCGGACAAACUGACAAUAUUGCGAAUGGCUGUGUCGCAUAUGAAGCAGUUACGUGGACUUGGAGGAAACGGAUUAGACAAACCAGCUUUUCUCACAGAUCAAGAAUUGAAGCUAGUGUUAGAGUCAGCUGAUGGAUCUUUCGUAGUAUCGUGCGAAACUGGACAAGUUACGUUCGUUUCUGAUACUGUUACUCCAGUGUUAAAUCAAGCGCAUUCUGAUUGGAUGAAUCACCGUAUUUAUGACCUGAUUCAUCCACAAGAUGUCGCUAAAGUACAAGAACAAAUGAUGAUCGAAGACUCGUCAAACGCUGGACGGAUGUUGGAUCUCAAAACAGGAGCGAUCAAGAAAGAAUCCAUGCUUUCAAGCGAAGGAACACGACGUGCGUUUAUAUGUCGCAUGCGAUGCGGAAAACUUCAAGUUAGCGCUUCAGAACCGAGAUAUCGUUUAGCUGAAGGUCAUAUAAUGGAAGGUGAAAAUAUUUAUGCUCUGACGCACGUCACAGGCUAUAUCAAACCAUGGCCACCUAGUGGUUACAAUGGCGAUGAAUUACCAAGCAGGGAUAAUGGACGAGCUGACCGCACAAAGUCAAUUGAAUUGAAAUACUGUUUAGUUGGUAUCGCAAGACUUCAAAUUCCAAGCAAUUCUGUGAUUGGGAGUCUAGCGCCACCUAAUGAUAUAACCGAAUUCGUUUCAAGGCACAAUUUUGAUAGUUUUACAUAUAUUGACGCAAGAGUUUCGAAUAUUCUGGGAUAUCCGAGAGACCUAAUCGGAAAACGUCCUGUCGAUUUCUGCCACCCAGAUGACACAGAAAAAAUUGCAGAGAGUUUCAAACAAGUGAUGCAACUGAAAGGACAAAUGUUUUCCACAAUUUGUAGAUUCCAAGCGCACAACGCGGAAUAUAUCUGGCUUCGAUUGAGCUCUUAUGCUUUUCAAAACCCGUAUAAUAAUGAGGUUGAAUAUAUCGUGAGCAACUACUCUCUUGUCAAACAAAAUCAAAAUAAUCACAGGUCCGUUGAGGAACAGCUGUCAUCACACUCAAGAGCAGAGCAAAGUUACAUCAUAGGUUCAAAUCCAAGCCAGUCUCCAGAUAUCCAAUCCCCUACCGCGACACUAAAUUACCCCCCGCAAAACGUAUCCUACGCUGCACCCCAGAGUUCUCACUACUCUACGACCCCAACUGGAACUCUAGCCCCAGGUUGGAAUCCUGUCGACCCAUCUAGCUCUGAUUACCCCCAUGCUUUAUUGGAUCGCUACCAAGGUGUUAUCGCAACGCAACAUUCUCACGCAGAUAUUCCUGCGUCAAAUCUGUCUUAUGCUGGAUUUUCUUCCGAUGGAAGGCAAGGGGAAUACCCCUCUCAAGAGACUAUGAUGUCAAUGCUAGAACAUGGGGUUAACAAUCACCCCCACGCUGAAUUUACAGAGCUUUUCACCCCCUUUUCUGCUUCUUAAUUGUAAAAUAAGUUUUCUGGCGUAUUUGAGAGAGGAAAGCUGAUAAGACUAUCUAAUACAGGCGUUAUUUUUUUUUUUUUAUCUUUCACCCCUUCGGCAUUCAAAAAGUAAAAUUUAUCCCUUCAAUUGUGUGAACCAGUGUUUCCCAACCUAUGUGUCGCGUCUCGAAUCUGGGUCGCCUAAAGCAAUGGUCGGCAACCUUUUUUCGGCGACGGACCGGUAAAGCCUGACGAAAGUUUUGUCGGACCACCUUGUACAGACGGAAUAAGCUUAUGUAAUAAAUUAUAUGUGUCAGGAUAAAUAUGUUGAUAUUGAUUUCAGAGAAUAAAGGUGAUGUUAUACAAGUAAUGUGUUUCUUACGUUCAGCCUACUGCGAUUUUGUAGUUGUCAACACAUAGAUGUAAACAUGUCUGUAAAGCUUUUUCGCAAUGUCGGGGUAUUCAGGUAGUAGUAUUGCCCAAAAGACUGUCGGAGUACCCUAUAAAUCGCAAAGAUUCUUUUCAACUAAUUAUUGUUUGAGUUGUUAAUCAACCAAACAUAUUAUUAGGACAUUGUCCGUCUUUUGUGCCACGUUUCUGCGGACCGGUAGUAACCUUUCCGCGGACCGGCGAUGGGUCGCGGCCCGGUGGUUGCCGACCACUGGCCUAAAAACAAAAACUUGAAAGUUGCGAGUUUCAUUGUCUAGUUGAUUUUAUUUUUUCAUUUUGUAUUUAGUAUUAAAGUGUUGCUCAAUAGUAAUUGUACAUGAGGGAAGUAUCAAAAAUAUUUGCCAGCAACUAUUUUACUUGAAUAAAGCCAUGCCAUGAUUUCAAAAACUUGCGUUUUUUUCACUUUAACAUUUUUUUAAAUGUCGUUUUAAGAUGAUUGUUUUAUAUUAGUCAAAGCACUACAUGCCAAUUUGUAUGCGACCAUAUUCUUGGGUCUUGGGUCGCGACAAUUGUUGUAACUAUCAAUUGUAACUCUUGCCAUGUAUGGUGCAUUUUAUAUAGUUUUGAACAUUAUAAUUUAGCUUGCCAGAUGUUCGUAUUUUCAUAUCUCCAAUCUGAAGUCUAUGAACAAGUACACAUGAUAAAGAAUCAAAACAAUUCUUAAUAAUCUAAUAUAAAAUUUGUUACAUUUUUCCGUUAUUUAUUUGUUGGAAUCGAGUGUAUAUUUCAAUAUAAUUUUAUAAUGGCUCUUUUUUUCGGUUUAUGAUUAGUAGUGAGUUUUUAGGAGAAGAGAAAAUAACGAAAGGGUUAUACAAAGUGGUGUUUCCCAUAGUACAUCACCCUGGUGUGUUACAAGAUAAAAUUUACAUAUUUAUUUGGGGGAGAGGAAAGACUGUUUUAUCAAAUGGCCUGUCGUCCAUCCCGAUUAUGGCAGGGUUCAGCAAACUAGGGCUCAUGAUUCAUGAACCCCGUGGGGUUCGUGAUGACUGCACAGGGGAUCUUCAACGAUAUGAAAAGAUUGGGAUCGAUCUUUAUUGACUGAUUCUAUUUGAAGGCCAUGGCAUCUUUUGGGGCGAGCGUUGCGAAACAAUAUCCAUUGUUGUCAGAGUAGGUGAUUAAAAUUUUAUUGCCUCUUACAUGUGUGAGGCAGCAUUUUUAGUCUUACCAAUAUGAU
This is a messenger RNA of Styela clava, 3318 nucleotides long. NCBI's taxonomy places the organism in Eukaryota, Metazoa, Chordata, Ascidiacea, Stolidobranchia, Styelidae. The record is from RefSeq and is a predicted model, not a curated record.